Procambarus clarkii (red swamp crayfish) is the source of this 1124-nucleotide messenger RNA. RefSeq names its product lysozyme 2. Gene Ontology annotation, molecular function: lysozyme activity. The record is from RefSeq and is a predicted model, not a curated record. NCBI's taxonomy places the organism in Eukaryota, Metazoa, Arthropoda, Malacostraca, Decapoda, Cambaridae.
CAGCAGUCAGUCAGCUCCCUGCAGCCGUCAGGUCAACUUCUGCCGCUCAGUCCACCUCUGAUCUCCUAGGCCAAGUAACUCCUUCAGAAAGCCUGCGCGCGCAACGUAGCAUCGUCUGCUAGAAGGAAUACCAGAGGAGGGAGUCGAAGAAACAGCACGGUCAACAUGUCACUGGCAAAAUCUGCGCUCUUGGGCUUGACGGCAGCCCUCGUGGUCGUCUUGGUGACUGGUCAGCAGUAUACCGGAGUAGAUGAAAAUUGCCUAGGAUGUCUGUGCGAGGCCUCUACGAAGUGUCAGAACCGGCUUGACUGCCCCAACGGCUACUGCGGCAUUUUCCUCAUCUCCUGGGCCUACUGGAAGGAAGCUGGUCAACCCACCCUCAAUAACGCCGAUCCCAACAGCCAGACCGCGUAUUCAGAUUGUACCAACAACCCGGUGUGCGCGGCUGAGACCGUCCGUCGCUACAUGCAGAAUUUUGCUCAGGACUGCAACAGGGACGGUGUGAUCAACUGUCAGGACUACGCCCUGAUUCACAAGCUGGGCAGGAACGGCUGCUACGGCUCCCUCUCAGGGGAAUUCGCCACACUGUUUGACACGUGUCGGGCCAAACUUGGCGUCCAAUAAGAUGAGCACUAAUACCACACACACCGCCAGAGGGAACUGACGGACUGUGAUGAGGUCGACCCUGUGAUGUGGCUUGGGACGUGAACACCUUUACUGUCCUUUUGUUGAUUUAUGGACGGGAAUUCAGCACCUUUUAAAAAAGUCUUCUAUGGGGGCUUCCUUGGUGGCAGACAUUUUUUUGUAAUUUGGCUAAUGUUGUUUAUUUAUCAUGUAUAUGUUCCAGUUUUUUUCAUCUAUCUUCAACUAUUAAAAGCAAAUCUUUUGUCUCCAGAAAUUUAAGAGUUUAGCCUUAGUUAUGCAGAUCUCUGUGAAUCAUUUAUGUUAGUAUAUAUAUAUAUAUAUAUAUAUAUAUAUAUAUAUAUAUAUAUAUAUAUAUAUAUAUAUAUAUACACACAAUGCCAUUCACUGUGACAAAUGUGUGUUCCUUGUACAUCCAUCAAACAUCCAUGUAUUCGUGUAACUGAUUAAUAACUAAUAAAGGUAUUUAAACACAUUUUAUA